This is a messenger RNA of Gadus macrocephalus (Pacific cod), 4464 nucleotides long. It is a transcript of the gene slc35e4, whose product is annotated as solute carrier family 35 member E4. Bases 398 to 1633 code for a protein of 411 amino acids. The record is from RefSeq and is a predicted model, not a curated record. The transcript has 3 exons. NCBI's taxonomy places the organism in Eukaryota, Metazoa, Chordata, Actinopteri, Gadiformes, Gadidae. Gene Ontology annotation, cellular component: Golgi apparatus. Gene Ontology annotation, molecular function: antiporter activity.
CCACAAUUUUCAGAUACCAGUGUCAAGUGACAGUCAGGCACCACUUGCCAGGCUGGCUACGGAACAAUUCUGACAUUAUAAUGUUGUCGCGGUUAAUAAUAGGCGACAUCAAAUAUAUAUUGGUAUAUAUGAGCGUUGGCUCUUUUAUGUGGUGUGUGCGGUAAUGUGCGCGCCUGAUUAUUAAUGUUUUUGUUUAUACUAGUCCGUACUGGGUUGUGGUUCAUAGACACCGCGCAUGACGUCAUCUGCUAUUUAAAUCACACAUGUUGCACGCGAGGACUGGCGUCUAGCGGUUAAACGCAGUGUAGUACAAAGUGUUCCUCUAAAAACGAAGGGGUGCUAAUCUGGCAUCUUCAUGAUCACGACCGUAUAGCCCAUAGACGAGAAUGAUACGAACAUGAUUAGUGACGAUGGCUUCUCCAGAAGCGAGGUCACCCAGCGGGAACCCAGAGGCAGGAGACCACUCUCAGAGAUGCUUCAUCUCCUGUCGGCUGUCAUUGUCUGGCUCGUCACAGGAACCACCAUCUCCAGUCUCAACAAAUGGAUAUUCGCUGUGUACAACUUCAGGUACCCGCUGCUGUUAUCCGCCCUGCACAUGCUGACAGCCAUCGUGGUGGACUAUGGGCUGAUCAAGCUGCGGACGUUCCGACACAAAGGCUCCGGAGGAGAGCCGGACCUGUCGCACAGCGCCCGCUGCAAGGUGUUCCUGCUGAGCCUGACGUUCUGCGCUAGCAUCGCCUUCGGCAACAUGGGCCUGAACUACGUGCAGCUGUCCUUCGCCCAAAUGAUCUACACCACCACGCCGCUCUUCACCCUGGCCAUCUCCACGCUGAUCCUGGGCAAGCAGCACCACAUCCUCAAGUACACCGCAAUGAUGCCCAUCUGCCUCGGAGCCUCAUUCAGCAUCAUGGGCGAGGUGCAGUUCGACCAGACCGGCUGCUUCUUCGUGUUUGCCGCCACUAUGUUGAGGGGCGUCAAGUCUAUUCAGCAAAGCAUCCUGCUGCAGGAGGAGAAGAUCAACUCGGUGUUCCUGCUCUACCUGAUGGCCAUCCCCAGCUUCUGCAUCCUGACGGUGGCGGCGCUGGCGCUGGAGAACUGGUCGCUGCUGGAGUGGCCGCGGCACUACGACGGCCACCUGUGGCUCUUCAUCGUGCUCAGCUGCCUGGGCUCGGUGCUGUACAACCUGGCCAGCAGCAGCGUGAUCGCCCUCACCUCGGCCGUCACCCUGCACAUCCUGGGCAACCUCAGCGUGGUGGGCAACCUGCUGCUCUCCCAGCUGCUGUUCGGCAGCGAGCUCACGGCGCUGAGCUACGCCGGUGUGGCGCUCACGUUAAGCGGCAUGCUCAUCUACCAGAACUCGGAGUUCCUCGGCGACUACAUGGACGCACGUAGCGCCGCCAAGGCCACGGCGAGGGCGAGGGCGAGGGCGGGGGGUCGGUGUGAAGACACGGAUGGGGAUGGGGGUGAGGGUGAGGGCUGCCGGGGGGAGGCGGAGAGGGACCGCGGGGCGGGGGAGGAGGAGGAGGAGGAGGAGGAGGAGGAUGGAGCUUCUUCUGGAGCGUCUGGGCUGACUGCGGCGAACCACAACACGGAGAGGUUAUCUCUGAGGACAGAGCGGGACAAGAUGGACUGAAGGGGAGGGGGAGGGGGAGGGAGAUGACGGUUUGAAGCGGGCAAUUGGUGGCUACCUCAGUGGGUGGUCUGGAUCUAGAGGACAAGGAGAGGGAUCGGGUUCUCAGGAGGCCAUUCAUGCUGAUGACGACAAAACCCUGUUUGGUUUUUUUAUUUGGUUUUUAAUUUUUUAAGGAUCUGAUUUUUUGUUUUUGUUUACUUUACACUGUGCCAAUGUAUUUAUUUUUCUGCAAUGGUGGCAAAUCACGAGAAACCGCAAUGAAGGGGGUUGGUGUGGGUGGAGAUGAUUUGUCCGGGGUCCUUCAGAAUGCUCUGAUGCCCGCAUAGCACACUGAACUGUUUGGUACCUCAUGAUGAGAUCUGUUAUACUAACCGCACUGUGAACGUGGAUGAACGACUCUAUUCGUCCACUGCUUCAAGCUUCUAUGGGUCUACACCUGAGGGAUAGACACAUCUACACGUCAGGGAUGGACAGAGCUGCAUGUCAGGGACAGACGGAUCCUGAAGUGAGGGACAGUUAGAGCUUUGCCUGACCAACAAAAUGGGCCCCUCUAUUUUAAAGUACUGUAUUCAAGGUACUGUUCAUUUCAGACCUGUGUGUGUGUGUGUGUGUGUGUGUGUGUGUGUGUGUGUGUGUGUGUGUGUGUGUGUGUGUGUGUGUGUGUGUGUGUGUGUGUGUGUGUGUGUGUGUGUGUGUGUGUGUGUGUGUGUGUGUGUGUGUGUGUACACAAAUGCAUCAGUUGCGUAAUUUACAAGAAGAGGUACAAGACAUUGUUGAUGUGUGGCCAGGGCGUCUCUUUUGGUGCCGGGAGUAACACGUGAUUUGCUCUGCUGCAGCUCAGAGGCCACAGAACAGCUCAGCACAGCUCCCCUCUUAAUGCAGACUAGUUAAGUUUCACGGCUUAAAAACCGUUUCAAAUAUGACUCCAAUUACUGACCUUUUCCCACAGUGGCUUAUUAUCUUUUAUUAUUAGACCGUAACACUCUAAGGAGUCUCAACUCCAUUUCCCUGCCCUCCUCCCUGUGGAAAAGAAGACAAGGGAGGCAGAGCUUGCGAAUGCUUCUGAGGAUCUAACCAAUGAGAGCCCAGCUUGUUGGUUUUUCUUAACUGCAGGUGCCUCUUCUAGUAGUCUAUAGUCUAAAUGUAGUCCUUGGUCUGUGCUGUCGCUGAAGAUAAGACAUGAACGUGAGACUGUUUUUGUUCACGUUCUAAAUUUUGAUGCAUAUAAUGCAUUUUUGUUUAUUUGAAGUAAAAAAAAUAAUGUUUACGAUGAUCUGGCCAUAAAAAUAACAGGAUAUAUAAGCUAAUCAAAUUGAACCUGCAACCUAUCUAAAACAUGCAGUAUAAUUAAAAGAAUAAUGUUUAAAGAUUAAGAUUAUUGAAGCUUAUGCUUUAACUUUUAUUACUGAAGAUCUGUCUAUUCUGCUUGAUUAAGGUUGGUCAAAGGUCAAAUAGCACAUAUGUUUCACACAGGGCUAGUGUAAAGAUUAUACAACAGGAUCCAGGAUGCUAAGGCAUCUAUAAGGAGCUUAAAUAAUAUUGCCGAUGAUAUUUCUGCCUUUUCCGGUAGGGGGUGCCAUAUAAAAGCUGAUGGUAUGAUCUUUUUUCAGCCACUAGAUGUCAAACCGAUGAGUGAGUUUUGACGUUUAAUAUCCACUGUAUUCAUUAUGACACAGAGGUCAAGUUCCCCACUGACAAGAGAGUCCUGGUUGUCUCAUUGGCCGAUGUGCCAGCUUCCUUCCUUCCCAUUGGUUUAGUAGUAGACACAGCGCUGGCAGGCUCCAUGUCGGGGAAGCUCUGAUGGCUUGUUGAAACAUGAUACCAGGAUGGUGACCUUCACAUUAUGUCCCAGCAUCCUAGCCACACCAGAUCACAUUAAGUACUGGCCACUCUCGUGACCCACUAGGUAUGGGGAAGAUGAGUCAUCACAAGCCAUUUAAAAGCCUAUCCACUUAUGACAUCACGAGUCGACUGAUGCAUGAUGGUUUGAUCCUCUCCAGCCUGACCGGUUGGUAGAGUCCGCAAAUGAGGGUGCAGUGUCUGUAACCCUGACCUUGGACCUGUCCAAUACACGUCUGGGUGCAUCCCACUAUGUGAUGUCACAAAUGGAUACUUUUAGCAACGGCUUGUGAGGUUACAGGAACCUCUCACCUGGUGGUAUAGUGGAAACUUGUAGCAUAUUCUGGGAGCAAUGUUGCCGUUAAAAAAAAAUACCAAUAAUAAGAGUAAACGGUUUUAAUACAAGAAAAUAACAUGUGAAAUAUACAAUGAAAACUAGAAUAAUGCCUCAGCUUUACAUGCUAUGGCCGUUGCAAUAAUACAUUAUUACUUAAUCAAGUGUCAACGAUUAGAGGUUGAAUGAUGUACAGGUUCUAAUGAUUUCCUCAAAUGUCAGGCUUGCCAAGUCUUGCCUUUUAGUUGAAUAAACACAUUGCAAUGGGCAGCCACUCACACAAAGCUUAACCGAAUGUAUACACUACUGCUUCAAUACUUUGAAACAGUGUUUUGUCUCUCUCUUUAAGAAGGAAUACUCAUUUCAACUGACUGCAACUUUAUGGCCACAUAGAGAUAAGGAUAUGCUACCGUUAUGAUACUCUCAUUAACUUGUUUUGGAUUGUCCUGUCAUUUUUUGAAUUGGUUUCGCAACUUGUGUUUUUGGUACAUGACGAUUGUGUUUGGCCAAGUCCUCCGUAGCAGCUAUGGAGAUCCAGCCUUCAACGCAUGUUCUGUGAUACGCAUUGUUUCAGUUUUCAACGUGGGUGUAUAUAGUUAUUUUAAUAUUUAUGUAUUUUACAAUAUGGCUGGCGCAAAUAUAAAAAAGUUAAACAAUG